AUGGAGCGCGAGCUGGAGGCGCUGGCGGCGCCCGCGAGCCCGGCCGAGCCGCGCUUCCGGGCGCUGGUGGAGGCGGCGGGCGGCCGCGGGCAGGUGCUGCUGGUGGGCGAGCUGUGGGAGCGCGAGCAGAGCCGCGCGCUGCUGCGGGACUUCGCCCGCGCCGUCUUCCCGCCGGAGCCAGCCUCGGGCAAGCCGGGCUGCGCGGAGACGGAGGGCGCGGGGCCCGCGGCGGCCAGCGGGCCGCAGAGGUCACCGGGGGUGGCGACGGCGGCGCGCGGCAUCCGCUCGCCGCUCGUGUUCGUGCUGUGCCGCGCGUCGUCGCUGGCAGCCCGGGAGCCGCGGCGUCGGCUGCGGGAGAUGCUGCGGGAUGUGCGCGGCCGGCGACCCGCCGGCGCGGCGUUGGUCGGGGUGCUGGUGGCCGAGGCGGGGCCGGAGGACGCGGUGGCACCGGGGCUGCGGUUGCUAGAGGCGCUGCUGCGCGCCGUGUUCGGCCGCCAGGCAGGGGGCCCCGUGCAGGCUGCCGCCUACUGUCCCGGCUGCCCGGCCUCCAGCCUGGCUGUCCAGGCGGCCGCCUGCCGGGCCCUGCAAGCUGCGGGACCCGGGCGACCAGAAGGCGCCUGGGAGAGGCCUGGCCUACCAGGACUGCUGUCCUGCUUUUCCUGGGGUCCCUGGAGCCAGAGGAAGGACCAAGAUGCUACUACCUCCAGAGACCCAGCUCAGAGGAACUCCCAGGACUCAGAGGAGGAGCUGGCACUGACAGCCAUGUUUCCCAACGGAGACUGUGAAGACCAGAGGAGUGAGCCUAGAGUUGUCCACAUGCCCCCUGAGCCCAUGGGAAGCACAGGAUGAAGGCUGGACUCUGGGACUGUCCCUGGCUCUGACCUAUGGCCUGGGGCCUGGCCCUUCUCAUUGAGCCCCCAUGUCUCCAUGAUGACCUCAGCUGAUGGUGACUCUAAAGACUCCACCUGCUUGGGGGCCUGCCUCCUUCACUGAGCCAGCAAGGCAGUGGGACUUGCUAGGACAAGCAGGACCUAGGAGAAGCUGGGACCUACUCCCCACUUAGCA
Messenger RNA from Castor canadensis (American beaver), 1065 nucleotides. RefSeq names its product chromosome 4 C2orf72 homolog (gene C4H2orf72). Lineage: Eukaryota; Metazoa; Chordata; Mammalia; Rodentia; Castoridae. The record is from RefSeq and is a predicted model, not a curated record.